Sphaerodactylus townsendi is the source of this 1044-nucleotide messenger RNA. Its product is annotated as vomeronasal type-2 receptor 26-like. Gene Ontology annotation, molecular function: G protein-coupled receptor activity. Bases 1 to 1044 code for a protein of 347 amino acids. Gene Ontology annotation, cellular component: membrane. Lineage: Eukaryota; Metazoa; Chordata; Lepidosauria; Squamata; Sphaerodactylidae. Gene Ontology annotation, biological process: G protein-coupled receptor signaling pathway. The transcript has 3 exons. The record is from RefSeq and is a predicted model, not a curated record.
AUGAGCGGUGGCAGUGUGCCCCCUAGUUCAGUCUGUAAUGACCCCUGUCAGCCUGGGUAUCAUAAGGAGAAGAAGGAAGGGGAGAAAUUUUGCUGCUACGGUUGUGCUUCAUGCCAGGAAGGGAAGAUUGCAAGCCGGAAGGAUAUGGAUGACUGCAUCACAUGUCCAGAAGACAAAUAUCCGAGCACAGACCAUGACCGAUGUAUACCCAAAGCUGUACGCUUUCUGUCUUAUGAAGAACCUUUAGGCAUCAGUUUGACUGUGGUUGCUCUUUCUUUCUCCCUGAUCACAUUUUCAAUUCUAGGAAUUUUUAUUCGGCACAAGGAUACCCCCAUAGUCAAAGCCAACAACCGGGAUAUCAGCUACACUCUUCUGGUUUCCCUUCUGCUCUCUUUCCUCUGUUCCUUGCUUUUCCUUGGACAACCGAGCAAGGUGACCUGCUUCCUCCGGCAAUCCACUUUCAGCGUCCUCUUUACAGUGGCUGUUUCUUGUGUGUUGGCCAAAACCAUCACUGUGGUGGUAGCUUUCAUGGCCACCCAACUGGGAUCCAAUGUGAGGAAGUGGGUGGGGAAAAAACUGACCACAUCCUGUGUCCUUUUCUGUUCCUUUCUUCAAGCAGGCCUUUGCACCGUGUGGUUAGGAACCUCGCCCCCCUUCCCAGAUUUUGAUAUGCAAACAUUGACUAAAGAGAUCAUCGCGGAAUGUAGGGAAGGGUCAGUCCUCAUGCUGUACGUUGUCCUGGGCUACAUGGGUCUUUUGUCCUUCAUCAGCUUGACUGUGGCCUUCUUAGCCAGGAAGUUGCCAGACAGUUUUAACGAGUCCAAAUUCAUCACCUUCAGCAUGCUGGUGUUUUGCAGUGUUUGGUUAUCAUUUGUUCCAGCUUAUUUGAGCAGCAAAGGGAAGUAUAUGGUUGCUGUGGAGAUCUUCUCAAUCGUAGCCUCCAGUGCUGGGCUACUGGCAUGUAUCUUUGGCCCCAAAUGCUACAUUAUUCUGUUGAGGCCUGACCUGAACAAGAGAGAACAGCUAAUAUCGAGGAAGAAUUAA